AUGGAUUCUGCCUUGCUUGCCCAGCUUGCUGGGCACCUUUUGGCCCAGGCUCAGACGCAGCAGCAGCCGCAGCAAGGCACCAGCUGGCAAACUCCCAGCCCUGCUGCCUCUCAGUGGCAGAUGCCCACAACCACGCCGGCAGGGACACCGUCCUCCCAGACCACAACCACGUUUGCAGGGACGCCGUCCUCCCAGUGGCAGACGCCUGCAACUACGUCUGCAGGGACACCGUGCUCCCAGUGGCAGACGCCCGCAACCACGUCUGCAGGGCUACCCUCGGCAGGGGCACCGUCCAGCACUGCUGUUGAAUUCGCCACUCAGUACGCCCAGUGUGCCUUUGCUUUGGCUUUGAAGCACAGCCAAGACCAAGAGCAGUACGAUGCCAUGACGAAGUUGGCUGAGGACGCGAAGAAGCAGCAUGAAGCCGAGCUGGAGAAGGAGGCAGCGAAGGAGGCAGUGAAGAAGGCCGAGAUGGAGGAUAUCAUCCGCCUUCGAGUCAAGGCUGAGAUGGAGAAGGCCAGGGCUUCAGAAGCUACUGCUGUGGCUGCCAAGAACUCAAGCGCCCCCGAGCAGGAGCCAAAGAAGGAAACGAACGCAGUUCAAGCUAAGGCCAGGCCAUCCUUGAGGAUGAUGGGCACAUAUGAUGUUCCAGGCGGUCGCUUGGAGGUCUUCAGCCGCCUGAAGCCAGUGAAGGCCGAGACAAGGUCUGACGUGGCCGCCAGUGACGGUGAUGCUGGUUCCAGCAAACCACCCGUGCUGCUGCUCAAGGCAGCAGCGAAGAUAAGCAAUCGAGAACGGGAGAAGAUGGAGUUCGGUGUUAAGAGGGCCAAGGGUGGAAAGGAUCGAGACCACCGCUGGUACUGA
Symbiodinium natans is the source of this 864-nucleotide messenger RNA. The record is from the annotation of a GenBank genome assembly. Lineage: Eukaryota; Dinophyceae; Suessiales; Symbiodiniaceae.